GCAAAUCCCGGGCGAGUUCAGACGUAAGCGUCCCGCCCUCCUCAGGCUCCGCCCCGCGAGCUCACGUGACCGUGGGCGGAGCGCCGGACCGCCACGGGUUGAAGGAGUCGGAGUCAUGGCGGGGCUGGUGGACUUCCAGGACGAGGAGCAAGUGAAGUCAUUUUUGGAGAACAUGGAAGUGGAGUGCAACUACCAGUGUUAUCGCGAGAAGGACCCGGAAGGUUGCUAUCGGCUGGUGGACUAUUUGGAAGGGAUCCAGAAGAAUUUUUAUGAGGCCGCCAAGGUGUUGAAGUUCAACUGUGAAGAGAACAAGCACAGCGAUAGCUGCUACAAACUGGGGGCCUAUUAUGUGACUGGAAAAGGUGGACUAACUCAGGACCUGAAAGCUGCCUCAAGCUGUUUUUUGAUGGCAUGUGAGAAGCCUGGAAAGAAGUCUGUGGAAGCAUGUCAUAAUGUUGGUCUCCUGGCACAUGAUGGACAGGUCAAUGAGGAUGGCCAGCCCGACCUGGGCAAGGCCAGGGACUACUACACAAGGGCCUGUGAUGGCAGCUAUGCCUCCAGCUGCUUCAAUCUUAGUGCCAUGUUCCUUCAGGGUGCCCCUGGCUUUCCCAAGGACAUGGGCCUGGCAUGUAAAUACUCUAUGAAAGCCUGUGACCUGGGCCAUGUUUGGGCCUGUGCCAAUGCUAGCCGCAUGUAUAGAAUGGGGGAUGGUGUUGAUAAGGAUGAGGCCAAGGCAGAGAUGCUAAAAAAUCGUGCCCGACAGCUGCACAAAGAGCAGCAGAAAAGUGUGCAGCCGUUAACAUUUGGGUAACGUGUCACACUCUCUCUCCCAGGCAACAAACAGCUUGAGGCUGGCGCCUUCUAUUUCUGAGACCUGAUGCAGCCCUUAAAGGUCAACCUGCUGGAGCAGGAAAACUUGUGACUUAAUAUUGUAGCUCUGGUUACAUAAAUCCAUUUGCUCCAGAGUGUCACCUACUGGGAUGUGGCCCAUAGUGAGUGUGUUCUGUCAGUAAUCCUUUAUGUGGCUGUAUUCUGUGAAGACUCCCACAUUUAUGGGGUCUUAAUAUUCAGACUUUUGGAGCUCUGUGAAAAAUGGGCACAAACUAGGGAGCCAUAAAGAUUUGUGUGAGGGAUUAGAGGGCCGAAUACCAGGAAGAUAAAAAUUAGCAGCCAAGGCAUGAAGAAUCAGCUGUCAUGACCACCACCACCACCACUAUCAUCAUCAUCAUUAUUUUAGUUGGGUGGGCCUUGAAAAUCAGAGUGUCUUGAUUUACAUAAUGGAGGUCUUAAGGAGCUAAGAACACUUAAGUAGUCACGACUGCCACCCUCUGACUUAUGUAAUCAUUGGUGUGGGCUUCCUUUUUGCCUUUAGAUUCAGAUCUUUCAAGAAAUUAAUAUAGAUCAGGAAAGCCAUGCAACAUGAAGAUUAAAGGCUCGUGUUGCUAAGAUGAAACGGAAACCUGCCUUCCCAUAGAGGAGACAUUCACAGCAUCCCAGGGCACUCACCUAGCAUAGCUCAUGCCAAGGGCAUACCCAGAGCCGUUCCACCUAGGAAUUCGUAAGCAAAGACUUUGUGACAUAUUUUGCCUACUGAUACUGAGCCUUUUUAACUGUUUCUGUGAAUAAACUAUUUUGUUUGA
This is a messenger RNA of Sciurus carolinensis (gray squirrel), 1640 nucleotides long. Its product is annotated as cytochrome c oxidase assembly factor 7. The transcript has 3 exons. The record is from RefSeq and is a predicted model, not a curated record. Gene Ontology annotation, molecular function: protein binding. Lineage: Eukaryota; Metazoa; Chordata; Mammalia; Rodentia; Sciuridae. The coding region runs from base 116 to 811 and encodes 231 amino acids. Gene Ontology annotation, cellular component: mitochondrial intermembrane space.